Molecule: messenger RNA, 417 nt
Organism: Clonostachys rhizophaga
Lineage: Eukaryota; Fungi; Ascomycota; Sordariomycetes; Hypocreales; Bionectriaceae
Source: the annotation of a GenBank genome assembly
AUGUCGAUGUGGCUCUCAGAUUCCCAGAAGAUUGGAGUGGUGUUUUGCUCCGGAGGUGGCUUCUUCCUCAUUGGAGGUGUGAUGCUAUUCUUCGACCGAGCUAUGUUGGCUAUGGGAAAUAUCCUUUUCCUCAUCGGCCUGACGAUCAUAAUCGGCCCCCAGAAGACCCUCCUCUUCUUCGCUCGGAAACAAAAGGCAAAAGGCACAGCAGCCUUCUUCGGCGGCCUACUACUCAUCCUUCUCCGGUGGACGUUCAUCGGGUUCCUAGUCGAGGCAUACGGCAUAGCCAUUCUCUUUGGCGACUUCCUGGGAACAAUCGCCAGCUUCGCGCGGGGCUUGCCAGUCGUGGGACCCUAUAUCGGCAGAGCUGUCGACAGCGCAGGCCUUGGACGACGAAACGCGGAGCUACCAGUUUGA